GUUUUUAUUUCAGCCUCGUGUUACGGCUCCAUCACAGCUGGAGCUUCCCACACAUGCUUGUCUCCACACACGGAUCAGACAGUGUGAAGAAAGACACCGAGUUUGGAGACUAGAGUUUGAAGACUGAGGCACAGUGUUGUGUGGACGUUCAUUACCUGUUUGGAUUCUACAGUUUGGACGUUGCAUUUUGGUAAAAAAAUCUGCUUGGGAGUUCAAUUUUGGACAUUGUGGAUUGGGGAAGCAAUAGUCAGUGGACUCUGGAGAUUGGACAUUGUGGCAUGGAUAGCCUUUUUUGGACAAUAGAGUUUGGAUACUGAAGUAUGGAUAGUGAGUACCUUUCUGAGCGUUAGAGUUUGAAUAUUGGAGUAUGGAUAGACAGUUCCUUUUUAGACACUUUAUUUAUAUUGAAUUAUGACUAUACAGUAUCUCAGUGGAAAGAUUUGGAAAGGAAACCUUGGAGUAGGAUAUUGAUAAGGAAAGGAUAUUGGAGUAUGGAUAUUAGGAGUCUCCUUGGAGUAUGCAUAGAGUUUGAAUAUAGGAACACAUAGGAAUAUUCAAUAGAGUCUGAAUAUUGGAAAAGAGAUAAUCAGUAUAUCUUUGUACAUUAGAUUUUGUACAUUGUAGUAUGAAUAUUUAUUUUCAUAUUGGACACUUGAGUUUUAAUAUUGGAGUAUGGAAAGCCAGUGUGUUGUCUGGCAAUAGAGUCUGGAUACUGGAGCAUGAAUAUUAGGUAUCCGCUUGGAUAUACAGUAUCUCUUUGGAAACAAGAGUUUUUGAUAUUGAAGUAUCGACCGUAGUUUAGACAUUGAUGUAGAGAUAGUCAGACAUUAGCGGUUGACUUUUGGAAAAUGACUACUAGAUACUUCAUUGGACAGCUGGUGUCUCUUUGGAGACUUGUGUUUUGAUAUUGGUGUAUGAAUAGUGAAUGUUUAGACAUUAGAGUUUGGAUAUUGUAGUAUUAAUAUGAGCUCCUUUUGGAAACUAGUGUUGAGGCAUUAAUUGUUAGUAUCUCUGUCUAAUUUGGCUCUUGACCAUUAGAUUCAGACAUUGAAAUAUAAAUACUCUGACAAUUUCUUAGAUAUUGGUGAAUGAAUAACCAGUAUCUCUUCAGAGACUAUAGUUUAGAUAUUGGCAUAUGAAUAACCAGUAUCUCUUCAGAGACUAUAGUUUAGAUAUUGGCAUAUGAAUAACCAGUAUCUCUUCAGAUAUGAGAGUUUGGAUAUUGGAAUAUGAAUAUCCAGUACCUCUUUAGAGACUACAGUUUGGGUAUUGAAGUAUGAAUAGCCAGUAUCUCUUUAGAGAAUAGAGUUUGGAUAUUGCAUUAUAAAUAGACAGUAUCUUUUUAGAGACUAAAAUUUGAUUAUGGGAGUAUGAAUAGCCAGUAUCUCUUUAAACAUGAGAGUUUGGAUAUUAGAGUAUGAAUAUCCAGUAUCUCUUUAGAGACUAGAGUUUGGAUAUUGGAUUAUGAAUAGACAGUAUCUUUUUAGAGACUAAAAUUUGGAUAUGGGAGUUUGAAGAGCCAGUAUCGCUUUAGAGACUACAGUUUGGACAUUGGAGUAUGAAUUGCCAGUACCUCUUUAGAGACCAGUAUUUGGCUAUUGAAAUAGGAAUAGCCAGUACCUCUUUAGCAUCUUUUCAGAGAGUAGAGUUAUUGAGGUAUUGAGUACUGCUACAAUUGGUAUCUUUUUAGAAACUAGUACUUGGAUGUAGCCUGAUACAAAUUUAGCUACAGGAAGUUGAAAAAGGAUACCAUCAUAUGUAGAGCUGUUAAGACAUUGAGAUCAUUAGCACUUGAGGGAAAUACAAGCCACCUACAUACAUGCAUGAUUAUAUUUAGUCAUUCAAAGUGUAUACUGUACAUACUCACCCAUUAACUAACCACAGAUUUUUUAGAAAAGUAAAAAUUCCCUGUAUACAUUUGCAGAGUUGAAUGGCACCAUGGAUGAUAUGUGAUCUCUGAUCAAAGACACACAUGCCAAAUUUAUUCUAAGGCGGAUACACUGAGGAGCUUUGGCUUGCUUUUGGAGAGGGUGUGCUUUAGCAUGCUCACUGUGAGUUUGGAAGUAAUGCUGUAAACCGCAGUGAGGGUUAGCAAUAGCGUAUGUAGAAUAUAGACGGGUUUCAUACUCCGGUGUGGAAAAGCAUGGAGACGUGACACCGCAGCCAUGCUGUGCGGUUUACGGAGAGAAGGCCGCAAUGAUGACGGCCCUUAUUCAAAAGGGAAUAAAGACUGCGCAGCCAAUGACAGCAGUGUGGUCUCAAAGAGGCGCAGCAUUCCAGAUGAGAUUCGAGGUCUGACCACAGUGGAGCUGAUAAAGAGAGAAGGCUCCAGUCUCGGCCUCACCAUCUCUGGAGGCUCGGACAAAGACGGCAAGCCUCGAGUGUCAAACCUUAGACCAGGAGGCCUGGCAGCCAGUCUGUGUGCUAAUCUCAGGAGUGACCAGCUGAACAUGGGCGACUACAUAAAGUCAGUGAACGGCAUCAACCUGUCCAAACUGCGGCACGACGAGAUCAUCAGCAUGCUGAAGAACAUUGGAGAGAGGGUGGUGCUGGAAGUCGAGUAUGAGCUACCUCCUCUCGCUCCCAGCAAUCCGAGCAGCGUCAUCUCCAAAACCAUAGAGGUGUGUUUGGAAAAAGAAGGCAACAGUUUUGGCUUCGUGCUCCGAGGUGGGUUUCAUGAGGACUGGCAUAAGGCUCGUCCUCUAGUGGUGACCUACGUCAGACCUGGGGGCCCUGCAGACAGGGAGGGGACUCUGCGUGUAGGGGAUCGGGUGUUGAGUGUAAACGGUGUGGCUCUAAACCGACGGAAACAUGCUGACGCUCUCACUCUGCUCAUGCAGAGCAGCCAGGAAGCUUAUUUCCUCAUCGAGUACGACAUCACGGUCAUGGAGUCAGUGCAACAGUCUUCAGGUCCUCUGCAGGUGGAGAUCAUGAAGAGCGCCGGCUCUGUGCUGGGACUGAGCCUCACCACUGCCCUCUACAGGAACAAACAUGUCGUUACAAUCCAGAAAAUCAAGCCUGCCAGCGUUGCAGAGAGGUGUGGUGCUCUGCAUGUAGGUGAUAUCCUCUUGGCUAUAGAUGGCAUGAGCACUGAGCACUGUUCUUUAAUGGAAGCUCAGCAGCUGCUGGCCAACUCCUCAGAGGUCACCAAACUGGAGAUCCUGCCUUCUCCACACAGCCUACAUGACACGGUGCGUGUCCAGAGGAGCAGCCAGCGUCAGUGGGAGUCUGGUGUGAACUACCUCAGUGCCCCUGCACCCACCCACAGCAAAGCCCCAUCAACCUGGAGCAACACCACCCCUACACACUCUCACUGCACAUCUGUGGCAUCAGGUAGCUCGUCUCACACGUCAGGCUUUCACAGCGGUAAGAGCGGUUCUGUGUAUCCAAGCCCGUACCCCUGCAGCACUCUGCCAGCAUACCCCUCGAGCCCGCGCAGCACCACCAUCAGGAGGAAACCCAGGAGAACCGAGCACAAGAGCUCAUUGUCUCUCUCCAGCACGGUGGGUGUUGGUGGUCAGGUGGUGCAUGUUGAGAAUAAUGAGGUGGUGCUGAGAGGAGACCCACUCACGGGCUUUGGCCUGCAGCUCCAGGGAGGAGUGUUUGCCACGGAGCCGCUGUCUGCACCCGCCUGCAUCCGAUUCAUAGAGCCAGACUCACCUGCUGAAAGGUGUGGAGUGCUGCAGGUUGGAGACAGAAUCCUGUCUAUAAAUGGAAUCCCAACUGAUGACGGAACACUGGAGGAGGCCAAUCAGCUUCUCCGAGAUGCAGCUCUGUCCAAUCAGGUCACACUAGAAGUCGAGUUUGAUGUCGCAGAAUCUGUAAUCCCGAGCAGUGGUACGUUUCACGUGAAGCUGCCGAAGAAGCGUGGGGUGGAGGUGGGCAUUACUAUCAGUGCCAGCAAGAAGCCAGGCCGGCCUCUGAUCAUCUCUGAGAUAAAGAGAGGGAGCAUUGCUCACAGAACAGGUACACUGGAGCCUGGUGAUCGUUUGCUGGGCAUAGACAACGUAAAACUCGAGAACUGUGGAAUUGACGAGGCGAUGGCGGUCCUCCAGCAGGCUGAGGACAUGGUCAGACUGCGCAUUCAGAAAGACGAGGACAACUUAGAUGAGCUGGAGUCGUCCGGCUCUGUGAUUUUCACUGUGGAGCUGAAGAGACACGGAGGUCCUCUGGGAAUCACCAUUUCUGGUACUGAGGAACCUUUUAACCCGAUCCUCAUCUCCAGCCUGACCCGUAAUGGUCUCGCACACAGGACUGGGGCUCUUCACGUUGGUGACCGCGUGUUAGCCAUUAAUCACGUGAGUCUAAAGGGGAAGCCACUGAGUGAAGCCAUCCAUCUGCUGCAGACUGCUGGAGAUGCUGUGACACUCAAGAUCAAAAAACGAACUGAGCCUGUGUUUGAGUCAGACUCUGGCAGCCCUCAGAGGGCGGGAUCUUGUCUGAGUGACACUGAAGACGACCACUCUGAUUCACUCAGACGCUGUAAACAUUCUGGUCUUCGUCACCUAGCCACGCCCCCCAGCCUGGACUCAGCCAUGGACUCGUGGGAUGGCUCCGCCCACGAUGCCGGCUAUGGGAGUCAAGGGGCCUACAUCCAUCGGUCAUCUGACCUGACCAUCCACCCUAAUGAGUGGAGACGAAAUAAUCAACGGAGCCCAAUGGCCUCCAGAAGACUUACCCACCGUGCUGCAGUGCAUGAUGGGAAAUUGGGAGAGGAAGACUGGAAAUACCAUGGAUCCGUUAGCCCCAUGCGUUGCCGUGGCAACACCGACACUCAGGAGAGCUACUGGUCGCAAGCCCUGCAGGACCUGGAGACGUGCGGCCAAUCAGAAAUUCUCAGAGAGCUGGAGGCCACCAUGAUGUCAGGCAGCACACUGAGUUUGGGGGACGAGAGUGAGGUCUGUAACGACGGUGAAAUCAAAUUUCCAGCAGUGAAACUGAAGCAGUGCUGGGAUUGCAGCCCAGAAACAGAGCUCAAUGACUCGAACACCACCGUGCCGUUAGAGCUACACAAGAUCUGUGUGUUGAAGGAUGAAGAAAGCAGGGAUUUUGGCUUCAGUGUCUCUGAUGGCUUGUUGGAGAAGGGUGUGUAUGUGAACAUGAUCCGUCCGGAUGGUCCUGCAGACCAGGCGGGUUUACAGCCAUACGACCGCAUUCUUCAGGUGAAUCACGUGCGCACCCGGGACUUUGACUGCUGCUUAGCCGUGCCUCUGAUUGCCGAGGCGGGAGAUCAGCUCCAGCUUGUUAUCAGCAGGAACCCUCUCACACAGGCACCUCAGUGGUCCCCUGCAGACAGCCAGGACCCCUCGGACACACUUCCUACUCUCUCUGUCCACAGCCCAAAAAAGACAGAACUCGGGCCUGAGAUGGUGCCACUGAGCAGCAGUUUACUAUAGUCUCUAUCUCUCUCCCCCUCUCUCUCUCACACACAUGCACACACACACACACACACACAUACAUGUGCACUUCUUUUAUUUCACUUCUUACACAAUUUAAACCACUUUCACACAUCAUUAACAAUUUUUGCUACAUGUAGGUUUUGUCUGUUUCCAUGACACCACUUUUUGAAAAUAAUUUAAGUUAAUCACCAAAUUCACUCAUACACACUGUCAUUUUUGUCACUGAUAUGCACAACUCUACACUUUACUCUGCUUUGGUCUUGGGUCCAUUUUCAUUUUAAAUUAUAUUCAGUUCCCUCACUGUUUUAGGUUCACACACACACACACACACCUGUACAUCUGCACAACUGCACACGUAAACUUUCACAAACAUUAGUUUAUAGUGUCUUGGAGCAUUUUAUAUGGUUAUAAAGAAUAUGACUCACAAACAGAGAGAGAAAGGAGAUACACACUCACCUUGAAAGUUUAUAAAGACCAAUUAUUUAUUAGUGGAUCAUGUUUUUAAAAAAUUACACAGAUUUUCCUGCCAACAUUUACACACUCUGAAUUAUUGUUUUCUUUUAUGUGCAAAUAAUUUAAGGUGCAGCUUUAAUGUGUGUAAAACAGAUUUCUGUAUAUCUUGUAUCCUGUUAAAGUUGGCUUGACAGACCUAGAUUGAGACUAAAAUUAUUUUAAAAUUAGGAGUAAUAUGUAUAUGGAGAAGUGUAAGUGUGUGUGUGCGUGUGUGUGUGCGCGUCUCUUUACACUGUAAAGAACACUGUCCAGAGUGACACAGUGGUGUGUUUUCUCAUGAGAAACCAAGGCUUUGAUCACAUCUGGUCAUUUUAUACUCGAGUAAUUGUGUGAUAAGUCUGUUAAAGUGUGAGAUUAGUUUUAACUGUAACUCUUUUAAAAGUGGGACAAAUUUACCCGGUCAGUGUUUUUACCCACAUUCCUUUACUAUCCCAUACACCACAUCACAAGUGUCUGAGUGUAAUAACUGAUAACAUGUAUAUGUAAAUGAAUGCUUUUAUUAUUGGAUGCAAAAAGUUUCCUUUUUAAACAAAAUAAAGAAUGAUAAGCCA
Molecule: messenger RNA, 6463 nt
Organism: Pangasianodon hypophthalmus (striped catfish)
Lineage: Eukaryota; Metazoa; Chordata; Actinopteri; Siluriformes; Pangasiidae
Gene: grip2a
Product: glutamate receptor interacting protein 2a
Exons: 24
Coding region: 2166-5396 (1076 amino acids)
Biological process (GO): neurotransmitter receptor transport, endosome to postsynaptic membrane
Molecular function (GO): protein binding
Source: RefSeq, a predicted model, not a curated record